Molecule: messenger RNA, 604 nt
Organism: Mus musculus (house mouse)
Lineage: Eukaryota; Metazoa; Chordata; Mammalia; Rodentia; Muridae
Product: predicted gene 6760
Exons: 2
Coding region: 170-433 (87 amino acids)
Source: RefSeq, marked validated
GGAGUCCCUUGGUUACCAAACAAUCCUUAAGGGUGUGGCUUCCCAUUAUGCUGUAGUAGGUAUAUAAGGAGCAGGCAGGAGACCUCCUGGUCAUUACUGCCAGGGGUAACACUGCUUACAGAAAGCUGUAUAGUAGGGGAAGCUAGUGUAACUAAAGAUCACCAGAAAGAUGGAAGAACAGCCUACACAAAGCAAUACCUUGGAAAAGAAUGAAGGAGAAGGGCCUGUUCAGCGUCAGAACAAGCGAGAUGAGAAGAAGGAGAAGAUAAUCAGGAGAGUGAAAGAAGUCCUCGCUCAGAGCCCGAACAAGGACAAGAAUGCAACGGUGGUGAUCGUUAUUUGCUAUAGGGGCAAGAAGAAAAGAAACCCUAGUCAGCUGGAAAAGAAUGAAGGGACUCAGGACCAUUCUAGCAGUCCAAAUAACACCCAGUGACUGGCAGCAAUAGCAGACCUAAGCAGCUCUGCACCAUCUCCAGCAGGCUGCAGAGUCCUAUAAGGAACAGGUCAGGCAGCAGCUCUGCAACAUCUCCAGCAGGCUGCAGAACCCUAAAAGGAACAGGUCAGGUCUGAUCAAUAAAGUAAGAACAAGAUUUAGCAGGGGAAA